This is a messenger RNA of Megalops cyprinoides (Indo-Pacific tarpon), 7150 nucleotides long. Its product is annotated as potassium voltage-gated channel subfamily C member 1-like. Gene Ontology annotation, cellular component: voltage-gated potassium channel complex; axon; neuronal cell body membrane. The record is from RefSeq and is a predicted model, not a curated record. Gene Ontology annotation, molecular function: delayed rectifier potassium channel activity; protein binding. Bases 952 to 2772 code for a protein of 606 amino acids. Gene Ontology annotation, biological process: potassium ion transmembrane transport; protein homooligomerization. NCBI's taxonomy places the organism in Eukaryota, Metazoa, Chordata, Actinopteri, Elopiformes, Megalopidae. The transcript is spliced from 5 exons.
UUCCGACCGCUGCACUACAUUGAAAAACCGAUUGCAUGGGAAUCCCUCUUAUGCCAAUAUACACACAUCGACACGUAUAGAAACGGAGAGGAAGGAAGGAAGAAAGAACGUGCCAUUUAUAUAUAUAAUAUAUAUUCACAAGACGUCUUUUGGGUUUUUCUAGGUAAUAUAACCACGGUCGGCGAGUAGGCUAUGCGAUUGUGUAUACUGUAACCAUAUUGGGUCACUGACACAUAUACUGUCGUUCGUGUGGACUUAAGAAAACGAAGAAAAAGAAGAGACGACACUGAUACGAAGAGGGAGGAAAUUGGCACAAACGUGUGUGGCAGGGAACAGAGUGCAAGAGAGGUGUUGCCAGCCGGUGCUCAAUCCGCAUUGAUUGUAACGCUUUGAGGAGGAAAAAGACGAAUAAUAAGAAGGAUAGAACACACUGACAGGGAUAUAGGUAGAGGGAAGAGACAGCAGGGAUUGACAAAGAUUGAACGCAAUACAGGAGGGAGGAAAGAGGUGUAUUCGAAAUUGAAAAAAAAAUGUGCUAGUAUUUUGAGGCGAGACACCGCCGCCACUGGGUGAGAGAGGGAGAGAGAGAGAGAAAAUUAGGCAUCCAGCUAAUAGACAAGCUCAGUGCUGUGAUUAAUACGUUACACGAACAAUAAUAACAACAAUAUCAAGCAUCCAAAAUAAGUAAUUACAUCAAGCCUAUUAAGUAUUUUAAUUAUCUCGAAAACAGACGCCUCCUACUGAAAACCGAAGAGAAAUCGGAAAAUAUUGUCCUUUCGAUUAUUCAAACCAAAAAUCAACGUUUUGUUUGCGUUUGUGUGUUGAUGUGCGUGUGUUUGCAUACACGCACACUGUACACAGACACGAACCGAUCCCGACCCAAAGCAAACUCCUCCUUUCCCCCUCCUUCCUCCAUUCUCUCUCUCCUCCUCUCCCGCCCCCCGGUCCCCUAUGCUCAGUUCGGUGUGUGUCUCCUCUUUCAAAGGGCGCAAGGGUGGGAACAAGUCGUCCAACAAAGCAUGUUACAGCGCAGACAUGACUUGUCCGCCAGAAAGCGAAAAAAUAGUGAUAAACUGCGGGGGGGUUCGACACGAAACGUACCGCAGUACCCUAAAGACGUUGCCCGGUACCCGCUUAUCGUGGCUCACCGAGCCGGAUGCGUUUAGCAACUUCGAUUACGACCCCAAGACCGACGAAUUCUUCUUCGAUCGCCACCCGUCCGUCUUCUCUUUCAUCCUUAACUACUACCGGACCGGAAAGUUGCACUGUCCUAAUGAUGUAUGCGGUCCACUGUUUGAAGAGGAGUUGGCGUUUUGGGGCAUCGAUGAGACAGACGUGGAGGCGUGUUGCUGGAUGAAUUACCGACAACACAGGGACGCGGAGGAGGCGCUGGACAGCUUUGAGACCCCCGAACCCGACCCUCCCGAAGACGACCCGGCAUUAACGGGAGGAGCGGACGGGGACCUGAAGAGACUGUGUCUGCAGGAGGACGGGAGGAAAGUCGGUUGGUGGCGCGUAUGGCAGCCCAAAAUUUGGGCGCUUUUUGAGGAUCCCUAUUCAUCUAAAUAUGCCCGGUAUGUGGCAUUCGGCUCACUCCUGUUUAUCCUAAUCUCCAUAUCCACCUUCUGCCUGGAGACGCAUGAGGCCUUCAACACCCUGUACAACAAGACAGAGAACGUAACAGUGGGCAAUAUCACGCGGGAGGAGGUCGUCUUUGAGAUGGUCACUGACAGCUGGCUCACCUACGUGGAGGGAGUGUGCGUCAUCUGGUUCACCAUCGAGGUGCUGCUCCGCGUCAUCUUCUGCCCCGACAAGAUUGAGUUCUUCAAGAGCACCCUCAACAUCAUCGACUUUGUGGCCAUCCUGCCCUUCUACCUGGAGGUGGGGCUGAGCGGCCUGUCCUCCAAGGCAGCCAAGGACGUACUGGGUUUCCUACGGGUGGUGCGCUUCGUCCGAAUCCUCCGAAUUUUCAAGUUGACCCGCCACUUUGUGGGCCUGCGGGUCCUGGGCCACACCCUGAGAGCCAGCACCAAUGAGUUCCUCCUCCUCAUCAUCUUUCUGGCCUUGGGGGUCUUGAUCUUCGCCACCAUGAUCUAUUAUGCCGAGAGGAUCGGCGCUGACCCAGGCGACCCCUCUUCCAGCGACCACACUAUGUUCAAGAACAUCCCCAUCGGGUUCUGGUGGGCUGUGGUGACCAUGACGACGCUGGGCUACGGGGACAUGUACCCGGUAACGUGGUCGGGGAUGUUGGUUGGCGCACUGUGCGCUUUGGCUGGUGUGUUGACCAUUGCCAUGCCUGUCCCUGUCAUCGUCAACAAUUUUGGGAUGUACUACUCCCUGGCCAUGGCCAAACAGAAGCUGCCCAAAAAGAAGAACAAGCAUAUCCCCCGGGCGCCCCAACCUGGCUCACCCAAUUACUGCAAACCCGAUGCCCUGGCAAUGGCCACUGCCUCACCCCAGAGAAUCUUGGGAAAUGUGCUGGGUGGGGUGGUAGGGUCAGGAGGUGUAGGAGGGGACUGUCCCCUGGCACAAGAGGAGAUUAUUGAAAUCAACAGAGACACCAAGCAGAACGGAGAUGCCGCCAACGCCGCGCUGGCCAAUGAGGACUGCCCGACGAUCGAUCAGGUGCUGAGCCCAGAGGAGAAGAGCCCAGCGGUGGGAGGGGGCGGAGUGGGCCGGGAGCGCUAUCAGCACGACCGAGCCUGCUUCCUGCUUAGCGCCGGCGAAUUCAGGGCCACAGAUGGGAAUGUGAGGAAAGUGUUGAGUUUCUAAAGACAUCCUUCUCUUUAAAGAAGAAAGCAUACUGAGUCAAUUGAUGGUGAAUUCACGGAUGGAGCCACAUUACCCAGAUGUGAGAUGCUGACAGAGAGAGCAAUGUGAGGAUGGCGAAAGAGGGACUUGGAAAAAAAGGAAAUGUGAGGCCACAACUUCACAUUGUAACCAAAGCAACCUCAUGGGACUUCUGCCACUCCAGAUUCUGUUGAUUUACUGAGUGACAUGCUAACGACCUGAAAGAGUGAGCACUGACACUCAAAUACCAACGGACUCCCAAAUGCACUGUAACUCUGGCUGGCUGAUGCUCACUAUCAUCAACUGACUGCUGCACUGAUUCACUGAGCAACUAACCGAUACACAAACGCAUCAACUGACCAAGUGACUAAAGCCCCAUGACCGAACAUGUAGCAUCUCUGCUGACAUACUGUAGCAUUUGUUGGCUGGGAACAGACUGACUGAUCCCCUUCUGAUUGACAGGAUGCAUAGACUGACGUGAAACAACUCAACGAUGCAUGUGUGUCUUAUCCCUGUUCCGUCCUCUCCUUAAACCUAUUUGCACGAGAGACUUUAGAGUCAACCCUUGCCAUGACAGUUGACAGUGAAUAUUUAUUUUUUUCAAGCAAAUUGACAGUAUCGGUUGGGGAGUUAAAAGAAAAAAAAGAAAAAAAAAAGGGGGAAUGGUACAGAGUGUUAGAGAGAGGGAGAUAUGGAAAACGCACCGAGAGAAUUAUUUAGCUCUACCACUUGCUUCUAUACUCAAAGAUUCCAUUGGGAUUUGACCCUCCCCUCCGUCCAUGUUCAGUCAUCACAGCGCAUCAACACAGCCUCGCUUUGUUUUUACAUUAAGCUGUGGAACCCCCUGGGACACUUCACAGAAACUUCCCAGAUGGAUUCCUAUAUGGCAGAGCACUUUUAUACUAAAUUCAGAUGGGGAACUAACACUGGCAUUACAUAUUGUUAAAGGAAACAAUGUGACUACGCUUUGGUCAAAGUAGCAUUAACCACAGGAAAAUGAAUUGACAUCAAAACUGACUUCAGUUGCCCAUUGGAUUCUAUGCAAGCCAGCGCCCAUCAUUGUCACGCAAUCAUAGUGACCCGGUUCACUCCUUCACUCCUCACUCCACCUUACCUAUCAUGCUUCUUUCCACUGCCUCACUCCGCACCCCAUGUCCUUCAGUGAACCAGGACUCCAACUGAAAGGACUUUUAACAUCCAAGCACCCUGGCAUUUUUUGCACCACUGUAUUUUUAAGCUCUGUUCCUUCCAUGACACCCCUCUCUGCAUUUAAACCAAUCAAAGAACAACACCAAGUAAAAACAGUCUCAGAAUGAUCAAUUUCAUUCAGACUGAAAAGGCUCCACAGUGCACCAAGGAAGCACAAGGGGAAUGCAGUAUGCUGGUUGUUAUUAUAAGCAAUGAUAAGCAAUGAUAGCAAAUUCAAUGUUACAAUGCAGUGCUUGGGAAUUUUGGACUGAACCCAAAGAGUGGUGGGUGUUUGAACCUUGCUGUCCCAACUGUACCAAAGCUGUCAGUAUGGUUUUGGAAAGAGUCAGGCUAUGGUCAAGGUGAUGGGGAAUGGGAUUGCCAUGUCAUUUUAAGUUUAUUUUUAUACCCUAGAAUUCACAAAUGCAUAAUGUUAGAGAUGAAAUUGUCAUGGUAACAUUUCCCACACCAUUACCAGUCUUCCAUUAGUUACCAUUAUUUUUUAUACAGGCAAAGAUUAACUUGAGUUUGAUCUAAUAUAAUGAUAUACUAUAACCCAUUAACCCUGAUGCAGCCCCUGCACUGUGAAUUCAUGCUGGGCUUGACUGCACAUUGAAGAAGAGACCCUGAACCUGGAUUGAGUCUCAGUUGACUUAUAUAACAUCCGACCAAAGUGUUGCACCUGCAAGUGUGUGUGGGGACCAGAUGAAAGAGCCAACAUAUAAUACGUAUUCAGUUCAAACCAGACUGUUUUGGGGAGCUGCUAUGAAAAAUAAUGAUGGCCUCAUCUUAGCCAACCUACCAUCUGCAAAUGGACCAAAAGAAAUUGUCUGCAAAAUCACUGAAGCCUCUUACAUCCCAAUGACUCUGUCUCAUUUAUCCUGCCUCACCAUGGAACCAACUGAACACAGACCAGGACAAACUACCCAUGGAGCUACUUAAAAUGAUCAAUGAGUCAAUCUCCUUAAAUGCAAAAGGAACAAAAACACCUUCAUUUUUGCACACAAGCACAGCAAUGGCUCUGAACAUGGCAUAGCAGCCCUAAACUUUGAAGUCAGCUGUGUGAUCAUCAGUUUAACUGGUCAACUGUUUAAUUGUUUUGCCAAUUGAAGACAACUACAAUUACAGCUCUCUUAAUAAUCUGUCUUAAAUCUACCCACAGCCAAUGUACACAAGCACCAAAGGGCUCCAGUUUAGCAGCAAUUCAUCCAUCCAUAUAUAAUUGAACUAUAACAUCAGUUAAGCCUGUCCUGCAUGGCAGAUUAUCAAAUCAACUAUACACACAUAAGCCCAGGAUGUUAAGAGUGUGCCAGCAUUUCACUAAACUCUCAUCUGUAUUUGUUCAUUCGUUUUAACUUUAUUUUGCUGUGCAACGGGUGAAGCAAAAAUUGCCCUCAGUGUAAAACUUGACCACACAUACUAUCAAACAAAUCAGGAAUUUGCACCGUCUCCAAUACAUCUGACUUCUGUUUUUUAACACCUGCUUAACUAAAAGAACUGAGGGAGAAUGGAUGUUUUAUUCAUCUACAGUGAGUUAUAUGGAACAUUUAUGUAUGAUAGGCUCAUAUAGUACUGGUAUACUGACACUGGUCACUGACAGAGAGAUCCACACACUACUCUGACUGAGCAUGAGCGUGCAUUGACCUUGACAAAGAGAGACAGGGAUUGGGCCCUAGAGACCAGGCCCACUCUCUCCCACUAAAAGCACUGAGGGCGUCUCUGAAGAAACACACACUUUAGGAAGACACUCUACGUCAUAUCAGAUAAAUUCAGGUUGUGAGAACACCUCUGUGCUGCUGCUUCUGUGAGGAAUAAAAGGCAGAGACAAAACGGCGCAGAUGGACACGCCACUCUCCCUCUCUCUCCUUCUCUCCCAUUCACCGCUUCACCAUUUGACCUCUGUACAGCUUUGCAUGGCAUGAGAGAAAAAGAUGAAGAGAGAACGAGCCGGAGAAAUGGAAUGAGGGGGAGAAGACUUCGCAAAUGCUAAGAGAACAUGCAGCAGCAUCAGAAAUGGAUUAAUGUGGGUAUUACCAUGGCAUUCCCAUGGCUUCAGAAAAGAAAGACAAAUGGUAGAUGGUCAGACUAUGUCUCUAUCCUGGCUACUGAAAGCAUUCAAAAGGAGGAGAUAUAGCAGAAGAGAGCAUAAUGGAAUCAAACACCACAGAGGUAGCGAACUUUGGUGCACAGCUGUCUUCUACGUCCAAGGAGAUGGCAUGAGAAAGAGAGAUAUUCUGGGCUGGAAAAUAAAGAGGGAUAAAUGGCACUGAAACUCUGAAAAGACAUAACGAGAGGAAAGGAUGAACAAUUUGAUAUACAAAAAUAAAUGAAAAAAGAGAAAAUGCAUUUUUUUUUACUUUGUUUACCAGCAUGACUACUCUGCAUGACUUUACUUCUGCAAGCCCUUACCUGAAGAUGAAGGGGCCAGGAAUUAAAAAAAAAAAACAAAAUUAAAAAGAAAAAAAUUUAUGUUAUAUGCAACAAAACUGGAAGGGGGGAAAUGAGCUAUAUUUUGUUUUUAAAUAAUGAAAAGAUGAAUUAAUAAAAAUACAGGAUUGCAAGAUAUACAUCAAACUAUGUUUUAUUAGACAUCUGAUACAAUCCCACAAAAUCUACUGAAAUGAACCUCUCCUGCUACUUCUACCACAACUACCACUCUGAUUUCUAUUUCUCUCACAGUUCUAUGGUCACAAGCAGCUACUCACCUGCUACUUCUGCUGUCAGUCCCCAACCCCUGCCCCCGAUAGAUGUAAACAUUAUUAUGGCAUUGUUCAUAAAUUUAUAUACGGUCAUUGUCAUUGUAAUAUGUUGUUAUGAAUUACGUAGGAUUAUUUCAACUGUUCAGUAUAAUCUAUCAGAUUGUUGCCCCAAGAGCAUUCAAAUAAGGGCAGCAAUGAUUUCAGUGCUGAAAUAGGUCCCCUCCAAUUAUUGCUGUACAUGUUUUUCUGCAUUUGCAAAAAUGACCUGAGAUAUUAUCAUAAAAGGGCAAGUUGUUCACAACAGGCGUUCUUGGAAGGAUCACAUCUGGGCCUGAUCUUGGGAAUGCAGCCUGUUCACAUUUCUCCCCUGGUGUAGAUAACAUAUUGCAGUGGUCUUAGUUGUCUAUUUAAGGGCUGUAUCUGAUAAUUACAAUGUUUUGCAGUUGCUAUUAUUACUUUUGCCUGGAGCAAAG